GGACACACCAACACACGCAUGAAUUCGGUCAAUAUGGCAAACAAUCUGUCAAACCCACAAUUACAACAACAACUGCGCAUUGACAGUUCGUCAAUAGGUCCAUACAUAAUCCGUGCCCCCGAAUUUUCUCGGCCCCUGCGAGGAAAGUGGCACUGAAAUCGCGAUCCAAACAAACGGCAAAAGCCCAGCCCGGUCCAGCCCCACGAAAUGCUCCCCCAACCGCCGCCGCCCCACACCUUCAAAGUAAUGUCGCGCCCCGACGAGUGCCGUCACUACCUUCGCGCAUUUAUCCACACAUACCGCGACCUGCCCGUGCUCUGGGACACCUCCAUGCGCGACUACACGAACCGGGAGAAGCGGGCGGAGGCGUACCUCCGGCUGGUGCCCAUCUAUCAUUACCUCAAGCGGGACGCGACGGUCGAGGAUGUGAAGAAGAAGAUCAACACGCUGCGGACCAACUACCGCAAGGAGCUGAAGGUGAUGGAGAGUGCCUUGCGUUCGGGCACUCAUCACAGUCCCCGCUGCUGGACCUUCCAGGAGCUGGACUUCCUGCGCAACUCGGAGAAGUUCCUGGCCGUCAAUCCGUUCUUCAAGAACGAGCCCUCCUUCCUAUUCAGUGAGAACAGCAGCUGCUCGACGGCCUUCCUCGACCAGCACGGCAAUCCCCAGCAGCAUUAUCCGACGCCGCGAGGAGCGGGCGGACAGACGCCAAACAUCAAUAUUUCCGAAAUGUUUCACAAAUCGUUCGGGCAUGCCCAGCGAGUGGACAGCCUCCCGCCACCGUCGCAGCCCCCGCCGGGCAUCGGGCAUUCCGACUACGGGCCAACGAAGCGGGCCAGACAGACGCCUCCGCUGAACAACGGCUCUGGAGGCGGAUCUGCCAACACGGACGAGCUCAACAUUGCCUGCGAGUACUUGGCCGGAACAUAUCCCGACGAGGAGUUGGAGUCCAUAGCCCGCACAUGGACGCAUAAGCUUCGCCGUCUCCCACGCGAGCAGCGGCUCCUGGCCGAGCGCUUUAUCAACGAGAUUCUGUUCGAGGCCGAGUCCAACAAUCUCCACCGCGGCUCCCUCCAGAUCAACAAUAGCUUCGAGCCGUAUGUCCGCUAUGACGAGGCCUCCGCGGGCCAGGAGGAGCAGGACAAGUCGCAGAGCCCCAGUGUCCACACGUCCACAGAGUCAAAGGCAAUUGUCGCAGCAGAAGCAGCGGCGGUAGAGGCUGCCGCUGAAGCGGCCGCCGGCAGCGGGCUCCCGCUUCUGGACGAGCCAGGAGCCACGGUGGAGAUUAGAGAGUUCUAGGGAAUACCGACUAGCCUUAAGUGUUAUUAAGUUUUUAUUUUAUUGAUUGGACGUAAAACGUGAAACGUAAAACAAGGAAUAAAUAAACCUGUAAAUAAGUAGCCAAA
Molecule: messenger RNA, 1406 nt
Organism: Drosophila persimilis
Lineage: Eukaryota; Metazoa; Arthropoda; Insecta; Diptera; Drosophilidae
Exons: 1
Coding region: 208-1299 (363 amino acids)
Source: RefSeq, a predicted model, not a curated record